This is a messenger RNA of Puma concolor (puma), 1452 nucleotides long. It is a transcript of the gene TUBE1, whose product is annotated as tubulin epsilon 1. Gene Ontology annotation, biological process: microtubule-based process. Gene Ontology annotation, cellular component: microtubule. Lineage: Eukaryota; Metazoa; Chordata; Mammalia; Carnivora; Felidae. Gene Ontology annotation, molecular function: GTP binding. The record is from RefSeq and is a predicted model, not a curated record.
AUGACCCAGUCGGUGGUCGUACAGGUCGGCCAGUGCGGAAACCAGAUCGGCUGCUGCUUCUGGGAUCUGGCGCUAAGGGAGCACGCCGCGGUCAACCAGAAAGGAAUUUAUGACGAGGCAAUAAGCAGCUUCUUUCGAAAUGUGGAUACCAGAGUGGUUGGUGAUGGUGGCAUUAUUUCCAAGGGGAAAAUUUGUUCCUUGAAAGCAAGAGCUGUCUUGAUUGACAUGGAGGAAGGGGUAGUAAAUGAAAUUCUGCAGGGACCGUUGAGAGAUGUGUUUGACAGCAAGCAGCUCAUCACUGAUAUUUCUGGCUCAGGGAAUAAUUGGGCUGUGGGUCACAAAGUUUUUGGCAGGCUUUAUCAAGAACAGAUUUUAGAGAAACUCAGAAAGUCGGCAGAGCACUGUGAUUGUUUACAGUGUUUUUUUAUAAUACAUUCCAUGGGAGGAGGAACAGGAUCUGGACUUGGCACGUUUCUCUUAAAGGUGCUUGAGGACGAAUUCCCAGAAGUAUACAGAUUUGUGACUUCAAUUUAUCCUUCUGGUGAGGAUGAUGUCAUAACCUCACCUUAUAAUAGCAUCUUGGCAAUGAAGGAACUUAAUGAGCAUGCAGACUGUGUGUUGCCCAUUGACAACCAAUCUUUAUUUGACAUCAUUAGCAAAAUUGACCUCAUGGUGAAUUCUGGAAAGUUGGGUACAACUAUAAAGCCAAAGAGUCUGGUUACUUCAAGUGCUGGGGCUUUGAAAAAGCAGCACCAGAAGCCCUUUGAUGCGAUGAACAACAUUGUGGCAAAUUUGCUGCUGAACCUAACCAGCUCUGCAAGGUUUGAAGGGUCCCUUAAUAUGGAUCUUAAUGAAAUCAGCAUGAAUUUAGUUCCUUUUCCUCAACUGCAUUAUCUUGUGUCAAGCCUAACACCUCUGUAUACACUGGCAGAUGUUAAUAUUCCUACCCGAAGGUUGGAUCAGAUGUUUUCAGAUGCCUUUAGUAAAGAUCACCAGCUAAUUCGGGCUGACCCCAAACAUAGCCUCUACCUCGCCUGUGCCCUUAUGGUUAGAGGAAAUGUACAGGUUUCAGAUCUUCGCAGAAAUAUUGAAAGAUUAAAACCUUCUCUACAGUUUAUCUCCUGGAAUCAAGAAGGCUGGAAAACCAGCCUGUGUUCGGUACCUCCCGUGGGGCAUUCCCAUUCAUUAUUAGCUCUAGCCAAUAACACAUGCGUGAAGCCCACCUUCAUGGAACUCAGAGAGCGAUUCAUGAGGCUCUACAAGAAAAAGGCUCAUCUUCAUCACUAUCUACAAAUUGAAGGGAUGGAGGAAAGCUGUUUCAUGGAAGCCGUGUCAUCUUUAUCCACGCUCAUAGAGGAAUAUAACCAACUGGACGCCACACGAAGCAUGCCUGUGGAAGAUUUACCUAGACUACGCGUAGCUGUGUAAAACAGAACCCCAAAAGUACUUUUA